ACCAAGGAGGAAGAGGAGGAAGAAGAAGAGGAAGAAGAAGAGGAGGAGGAAGAGGAAGAAGAAGAGGAAGAACCUACAGAGGUCCCCAAUAACCAAACAGAGACCCAGAGCAGUUUGGGACAGACUCAGCAGCCAACAGAGUGUGUUGUUGCUGAUGGAGAGAUCAACUGCAGAGGCCUGGGCCUAACUCAGCUGCCAAACAUCAACAACCUGGACAUCACCAAAAUGGACAUGACAGGCAACAGACUCAAAAGCAUAUUUCCAAAAGAUUUCUCUGGCCUGACAAACCUGGACACACUGGACCUGAGCAAAAAUGAACUAGUGGAUGAGGCAUUGAGUCAACGCCCCCUUUCUAAUUUGACCCUUCUAAAGAUGUUAAACCUGGAUGAUAACCUGCUCACCACAAUACCAGAACUACCAGCGUCUUUGGAGAUGUUGUCUAUAAACACCAACAGACUCAGUACAAUCACCCCUCACAGUUUUAAAGGUCUGACUAACCUUGUGAGUCUGGAGAUAGAGGAGAACUUGCUUCAUGAGGGCACAGUCUCACCUCAGGCUUUUAAACCUUUGGAAAACCUUCUUCAUCUUCAGCUUGACAAUAACCGCUUUAGAUCCUUCCCCCUGGGCCUCCCUCCCACUCUGCAGGAGUUGGAGAUCAGUCAAAAUCUCAUUGAGGAGAUAAGAGAAGAGGCACUAAGAGGCUGUAUCCAUCUGAGAAUAAUGGACAUGAGCCACAACCUGCUGAAUCAGAGAGGCAUUAGUGCCAACACUUGGAGACAAGCACGUUCCCUUGAGACCCUGGACUUGUCGUUUAACCAGUUCACUUCUGUACCCACCGGUCUGCCCCGUUCACUGCUUAAACUGAAACUACACCACAACAACAUCACCAGUGUCCCUCGCUUCACCUUCAGACACAUGCGUCCCGGGCUGGCUUCACUGCGACUGUCCCAUAAUGCUUUAGGAAACCAAGGGGUGGAGCGUCACUCGUUUGUGGGCACAUACCGGUCCCUCAGUGAGCUGCUAUUGGACAACAACAGUCUGAAGGAGAUACCCCGAUGUGUGAGGCAGUUCAAGAACCUGCAAGUUCUCAGGCUGAAUAACAACCAGAUCAGGCUGGUGAACAAGUGGGGAGUGUGCCAUCCUCGAAACUCAGGAACCACCUUGGCCUCUGUUCACAUAGAAAACAAUCAGAUUGACGUGGAUAAAAUCCCUCGAAACGCUUUUAGCUGCCUCACUGAUGCCAAGGGACUGGUCUUGAUUCCACAAAUGGGAUAUAAUGGGGAACAAAACAUAGUGUAA
This is a messenger RNA of Periophthalmus magnuspinnatus, 1299 nucleotides long. Its product is annotated as extracellular matrix protein 2. The transcript has 7 exons. Gene Ontology annotation, cellular component: extracellular matrix. The record is from RefSeq and is a predicted model, not a curated record. The annotation marks the transcript as partial. Lineage: Eukaryota; Metazoa; Chordata; Actinopteri; Gobiiformes; Gobiidae. Gene Ontology annotation, molecular function: collagen V binding; protein binding; heparin binding. Gene Ontology annotation, biological process: positive regulation of cell-substrate adhesion; extracellular matrix organization.